AUGUCGGCGUCAACCAAGAAAGUAAUUUGUGUUACCGUUUGCGAUCAUUGGAUUGGGUAUGGAAUCGCGAGGUCGUUACUUUUAUCUCAAAAUAAGGAUAGUGAUUAUACAAUCCGCGCAAUUGGACGUGAUAUGAGAUGUAUGAAAAUACUUGAGGAAUUUGGAGCUGAAGUCAUUCAGAUUAAUUACGAAAAUCACGAAACCAUUGAACAUGCUUGUCAAGAUUGUACUUGGAUGAUUAUGAUUUCUGAGAUGGAUGAGAAUCGUGUUACCAUGGCCAAAACUUUUGUUGACGUUUGCAAAAAAGUUGAUGUGAAAAAUCUGUGUUUCCUUUCGACGCUUGGCGCAAAUGAUGCAAAGGAAAAAAGUCUUUGCGAUUUCAGAGAAAUGGAAAGAUGCGUGGAAUCGACGGUUGACUAUUGGACCAUUUUAAGGUUGUCUUUUCUUGAUCAAAGAUUACACCAUUUUGCUCAAGAUGUUUCUGAAAAGGGCGUCCUCCCUCUUCCAAUUCGUUCCCAAGACAGUAUGGCCCCCAUUCACUUUGACGAUCUUCAGUGUGUUCUCGUUCAUCUGAUGUUCCGUGAAGAUGGUACUUUUAUCCCCAGAAUGGAUAGUAAACAUCAAAGGAAGCAUUACACUCUCACUGGUCCUGAAAUUGUUAACGGUGAAAUGAUGGUCAAUAUGUUAAACAAAGUUCUUGAUCGUGAAGAUGAGGAAAAAAUCACUUUUGAAGAAAUUACGCGUGAAGAGAGCGAGGAGUAUUUAAAAUCACCUUGCGACGAAAUUAAUGAAUUUACCACUGGCAUGAUUGGUAGUCUUUUACAGAAAUUUAAACACCUCUGGUCAGGAGCACCUGACAGUGAAGGCGAUGACGUUAAGAAACAAGAGAAGAAAGAUGAUACGGAAGACCUCACCCCUCCACUCUGCCCAUGUGAUAUGGAAAUAGAGAUCAUCUUGGACUUUUUCGAUUACGUCAAAGAAGGUAAAGCGAAUCAUGUCUCAGGAGACUUUAAAAAGAUCACUGGUGAAGAGCCCAAGAGAUUGGUCGACUUUUUCAAGAGUCAUCGUGAUGAGUUUGAUCGUCGCCGUCAAUAA
Molecule: messenger RNA, 1095 nt
Organism: Acaulospora morrowiae
Lineage: Eukaryota; Fungi; Glomeromycota; Glomeromycetes; Diversisporales; Acaulosporaceae
Source: the annotation of a GenBank genome assembly